This is a messenger RNA of Trichechus manatus latirostris (Florida manatee), 2429 nucleotides long. It is a transcript of the gene TMEM44, whose product is annotated as transmembrane protein 44. The record is from RefSeq and is a predicted model, not a curated record. Lineage: Eukaryota; Metazoa; Chordata; Mammalia; Sirenia; Trichechidae. The transcript is spliced from 13 exons. The coding region runs from base 46 to 1557 and encodes 503 amino acids.
CAGGAGGCUCGGGCACUGGGCCGGGCGGUCGCACCGAGCCGUGCCAUGGAGGAGGCACCCAGCCCCGCGCCCGCGCUCUUGGACUGGGACUACCUGGACCACUGCUUCGCCCGCCACCGCGUCUGCAUCUCCUUCGGCCUCUGGAUCUGCGCCUCCUGCUGCUGGAUCGCCGCCCACGCGCUGCUUCUCUAUCUGAGAUGUACCAGGAAGUCCGGACCGGACCAGUCGGCGCUGUGUGCCGCGUGCUGCCUCUUGACCAGUCUGUGUGAUACCGUCGGGGCCAUCCUGGCCAGACAGCUCACCAUCCAGGUUUUCACGGGUGCCUACCUAGCAGCUAUUGACUUAGUGAACUUCAUGUUCAUUCUCUUCCCAGUCUGCGGCUCCAAGUUCAAGUCACAUUCGGGCCGGGGCUCCCGAGAGAGGAAGAGGAGACAGCGGCUCAAGGCCACCAUAUUUGCCCUGGCCCUGCCACUGAGUCUGGGCCCAGGCUGGGCUCUCUGGGCCUCUGUCCCGAAGGCUUCAGGCCCAGUCCAGGGGCCACAGCGGAGGCUUCUGGGAAGCCUGCUGCAGGAAAAUAUUGAAAUCUUCGGCUACCUGCUGGGUGGGAUCGCCGCCUUCGGCUCCUGGGCCUCCCAGAUCCCCACACUCUCCAGAAUCUGCCAGGGUAAGGCGUUUCCCUCCCUCCACCUGUGGAUGCGGUUCCUGUUGGCCCUGGGCUGCCUCCUCUACGCCUCAGCCAUCGUGGCCCACAGCCAGCAGCCUGAGUAUCUGCUGCGGGCCACACCCUGGUUCCUGACCUCCCUCGGCCGCGCUGCGCUGGACCUGGCUGUCAUUUUCCUUUCCUGUGUGAUGAAGAGCAAGAUGAGGCGGGUCUUAGGACUUGCCACUGAAGCCAGAGAGAGCCCCGACACCCAAGCCCUUCUGACCUGUGCAGAGAAGGAUGAGGAGGGAAGCCAGGAGGUGCAGAGCAAGAAGAAGUUUUCCAGAAGCUUCAUCUUCAUGAAUCCGGAUUGGGUGCCUCUCACCACGUUACCAAACUACAAGUCACUCAGGACAAUGGGAGUCAUCAGUCACUACAUGGAGAUGACCAUUGAGCCCGUGCAGCAGCAGCCCCUCCUGGGCACUGGUCCUCAGGAGAGAGAAUCCAAGAGAUGCUGGAACUGCCAGUUCCUUCAGGCUGAGCCUCAUCAAGGUGCCCGGGGUCACAGGGAUCAACUGCCCCUACCUCGGCGUGGGACAUUUGAAAACUUCUUUUCUCUGGUGACUCAGGCCGGCUGCAGUGCCACCAGGCUGCCUGAUGACCAACAGAUGAGCACUGGAGAUGUUUCCCUGCAGGAGCCCCCGUCGUACCCCCCCGUGCAGGUCAUCCGGGCCCGCGUGUCUUCCAGCAGCUCCUCUGAGGUCUCCUCCAUCAACUCCGACCUCGAGCAGAAGUAUUGGGAGGCCCUAAACUCAGAGCAGUGGGACCCUGAAGAUGUGCACCUUGAAAGGAGCAAAGAUAACAUGGAGAUGCUCAGAUCCCAGGCCCACAGGGGCUCCAUGAGCCAGUGGACUUGACCUCUGAUGAUUAACACCUUCUGGAGCCAGCCCAUCAGCACAGAGCCCAAGGUCAGGCCUUUGUCAGGAACGGAGCAGGGAGCAACUUGCAGUGACACCCUUAGCAGGAAUUUUAAGCUGCUGGAGAGGCUGCCCAGGAGAGUAAGGAACCAAGAGCUGUCACUGAGCUUGGCUGGUCUGCAUCAUGGCUCAAAGCAGAGCCAAGACUUCAGGUCCUGUGGACAACCUGGAUAUACCGAGUUUGUUCUGAAGACUAGAAGUUCACAGACCAUUCCUGCAUUGUAAAGAUAAAUCUUCAUCUCAAGGACAUUGGACCCUGUUUUCAUUUUUUCCCUUUAGACUCAAACAUACCCUGAAUACCUGCUUGUGCUAGGAAUGAGUUCAUCUAGCAAAUCUAGUGUGUAUCUCAGCAAAGACCCAUUCUACAAGACCUGGCUAAGCCAGGAGAUGAGAAGGGUGGGUCCUUGUGCUGGAGGGCCUGGGGCAUGUACCCAGCAACUGGUCACCCUCUUAUCUGCUGGAAGUUGUAGAUAGGACUGCUUGGAUCAACCAGGUAUUUCACUGGUUGAUCACUGGUAUUGCAAGGGCAAAUAGGCAAAUUGUUCUAGGUACCAGGACUUCCUGCAACCUGACUGGGGUGUGUGUUGGGGGAGGGUGUGCAGGUGAGGGGCACUAUGUGCUUCAGGAGUAACUGAAAGCACGCAGAGGGUAAGAGGCAUGGUGGGAGGUUAAAUUCAAGCGCAGUGAUCCCAUUUUAGGAUUGUUAUUUUGAUACUGUGAUCAUGAGUGAGGGGAAGGGUGGAAGGAAUGGGCUGAGGCGGGAGGGAACGCUGGAGUGAUUAAAUCUUUAUUGAAUGAAUUAAAGUAUCUCA